CGCGACGUCGGCGGACGCAACGCGCCGCCCCACCACACGACGACGCUCGUCGCGUCGGGGGACUCCGGGUCGGGCCCCUCGGAGAUGUCCCACUUGACCUCGAGGCGGUCGCCCUCGUUCAGGUCGAGGUCGCGACGACGACGGGCGGCGGCGGCGCGAUGACCGGCGUCUCUUGGCUCGCGCCGCCGAGCGCCAUCGCGAGCGCGUCGUCCGUGGACUCCACGGAUCCCGCGCGCGGUCUCGGCGCCGCGCGCGCGGCGUCGCCGUCCGCGUCCGCGGACGCCUUUCGAACGGCACCCGCGGCGCUCGGGGCGUCGUCUUUCGUGGUUUUCGCGUCCGUCGCCUCCACGGCCGCCGCGGGCGCGGCCUCGCCGGGGUUCGUCGCGUCGUCGUGGGACAUGUUGCGCGCGUGGAGAAUCUCGCGAAGUGCGUGCGCGACGCCGCGCGAGUUUGCGGUGCGGGACGCGACGCGUGCGCGGGCGGGACGCGCGGAGCCUUUUAAAAGAUGGCACCCGCAGCUCAGGUCCGCAGCUCUCGCUCGCGGCGCGUGGUGUUCGAUUAAUUUUUCGACAGCUCCGAGAAACCGUUGCUCCCACCGCGGCGAGGCACUACGCAGCGCGCGCACGCACGCCGCACGUCCUCGUUCGCGCCGCGAACGCGCGAGGGAUCACGCGUGA
Micromonas pusilla CCMP1545 is the source of this 677-nucleotide messenger RNA. RefSeq lists its product as uncharacterized. The transcript has 3 exons. The coding region runs from base 159 to 677 and encodes 172 amino acids. The record is from RefSeq and is a predicted model, not a curated record. Lineage: Eukaryota; Viridiplantae; Chlorophyta; Mamiellophyceae; Mamiellales; Mamiellaceae.